Puntigrus tetrazona (Sumatra barb) is the source of this 2278-nucleotide messenger RNA. It is a transcript of the gene fam114a2, whose product is annotated as family with sequence similarity 114 member A2. The record is from RefSeq and is a predicted model, not a curated record. Bases 140 to 1696 code for a protein of 518 amino acids. The transcript has 14 exons. NCBI's taxonomy places the organism in Eukaryota, Metazoa, Chordata, Actinopteri, Cypriniformes, Cyprinidae.
AAAAUGAUAGAAUCUGUGCUUCAUUUCUAAAAGAACGAGUGUAACGGGAAAAACAAAACACAACAGGGCUAAGUCCAGUGACGUGGCCCCACGAUAGAGAAGAGAAACAGGAGGCAAUAGGAGACUGGUAUGUGCUAAGAUGUCUGACAACGAAAGCUCCACGAGUGACCAAACAGAGAAAUCAAUGGACCAAGAGCCCAAAAAUCCUUCAUCGCCCACCCGAGAUGAGCCCUCCCCUGAAACUCAGAGUGACAGCUCUACUGAUGUAGCACCAACCCGAAAGACCAGGAGAAGACCAGAACAUAAACCUCCACCAGAAGAACAGAAGAACCCAGAGACACAAAAACUAGCAGAAAGAGCUUCAGAUCCGUCCCCAGAGACGACUGUUUCCCAGGGAGGUUGGGGUUAUUGGGGUAGCUGGGGUAAAUCUAUUCUCUCUACAGCUACUGCCACUGUAGCUACUGUGGGCCAAGGGUUGACGCAGGUCAUUGAGAAAGCUGAGACAUCUCUAGGAAUCCCAAGUCCUGAGGAGCUUUCAGCUGAAACGGAAAAAGAAACAACUGAUGCAGAUCCAGCCAGUAGCAAGGAAAAUAAAGAUGAAGAGGAGAAGACGUACAGAAUGGGUGGUGCUAUGGGAAUGAUCUCCUCCAGUAGCAUGGGAAUGCUGUCAUCUUUAACCACUGUAGUUCAGAGUACGAGUAAAACAGUAAUAAGUGGUGGCCUGGACGCAUUGGAGUUUAUUGGGAAGAAGACCAUGGAUGUAAUAGCUGAGGGAGACCCUGGCUUUAAGAAAACAAAGGGACUGAUGAACAGAAACUCCACCCUGUCACAGGUCUUGAGGGAAGCAAAAGAACGUGAGGAGCAGCAGAAAGCUGAAAGCGUCACUUCAGAAACAGACAAGAAGGCUCAUUAUGGGAUGUUGUUCGAUGAAUUUCAAGGCCUGUCCCAUCUGGAGGCUUUGGAGAUCCUCUCUAGAGAGAGUGAAGCCAAGGUGAAAUCUGUGCUGACCACUCUGUCCGGUGAGGAGUUAGCUAAACUAAAAGAAGAACUACAGGCCAUUAAAGAACCUUUUUCACUUAUGGAGUUUGAUGACGAGGUGGAUGAUGAUACAAAAGGUGAUGAUGGCGAGGAUUUUGUGAAGGAACUGACAGAUGUACUUGAAAGAUUACAAAUCUCCACAUCAGCAGACAAGCUUAGCAAGGCAAGAAAAAAUGCAUUCAGCCGUAUCACAAACAUGAAGCAAGAAAGUGAAAACCCACAGCAAGAAGAAGAAGAAGACAAAGAAGAGGAGAAGGAACAGAAAAUGGCAGUGUCUAAAUGCAGUGUUGAGGAGGUCCAUUUGUCUGCCAUUACAAGCCUGGCCGAGUUCACAGCUAGGUCCAUAGAGCAGUUCCACAAAACUGCUGAAAUGCUGCUCCACUGUGGCCAUGAGGGGGUGACUGCCACAGAACAAGCCAAAGUCCUAUCACAAGUUACUAUUGUUAUUUGCAAGGAGGUAUCGCUACUAUCUAAAAAGUUCACAUCGUGUUUGACUACCAUUGGGGCAAAUGAAAGGGGAGAAGUUCUCAAUCCACUUAUUACCAGCAUUUUUCUGGAGGCAUCAAACAGUGCAUCAUAUAUCCAGGACGCGUUCCAGCUUCUCAUGCCAGUGCUGGAAGUGUCUCAUAUUCAGAGGACGGUGGAGUCGGCACAGUGAUAACCACAUUUUCAGAUUUAAUAACAUCAUGCAACAUCAUAGGAUGGAAAUAAAAUAAUGUGUGAUUUACAUUCAAGUAGAUACGGGAAGCACAUGCCGUACUGUAUGGUGUGCACAGCUCUUGCACAUCCAUUGUUGGCUUUUUUCCUAUCUUGGUAUAUUUUUGAACAGACUCUGUGUCAGAACUCUUCCUAUAACUGACUGUAUCCGAAUGAAUACAGCAAUUUAAAUAAUAUAUUUUAUGUCUAAAUGUAUGAUAUGAAUAUAAAUCAUUUUAAUAUCUUUCUAAAUAAUUUCAAGUUACAUCAGUAUUAAUGUUCAGUUAUCUUUUAAAUAAAUGAUUGUUAUAUGUCUUCUGGAUUGUAACACUUUAACCUUUUUGAAAUUGCAAUACACUAUAAAGAAUGCUUGGUAACAUGCUAUGUAUGCAAAUGUGGUAUAAAACAAACGAGUACUUGGGACUUUCGAGAAUAUUUAAGAUAUAAUCUUUAAUAUUGUUAGCUAUAGAUGAUGUUUUAUUUAUUUGGUUGAAUACCUAACCUGGUCUGACUAUUGACAAUCGGUGACAAAAAAAAACCUGUU